Molecule: messenger RNA, 8261 nt
Organism: Anopheles coustani
Lineage: Eukaryota; Metazoa; Arthropoda; Insecta; Diptera; Culicidae
Gene: gig
Product: tuberin
Exons: 6
Coding region: 592-7515 (2307 amino acids)
Biological process (GO): regulation of cell cycle; negative regulation of TOR signaling; regulation of small GTPase mediated signal transduction
Cellular component (GO): cytoplasm; nucleus; TSC1-TSC2 complex
Molecular function (GO): GTPase activator activity
Source: RefSeq, a predicted model, not a curated record
GAGAGAACGAAAAUAGUGUAGAAUACGGUCGCCAACAACUAAUUGUGUGAUAUAGAAACAAUAGACCAGCAAUUACCGCCCUCGGGUUGCACGGGGACGGUCCGGCCGAAGGUCCGGUUCUCUGGCCCGCUGUUUCUGCUGCCGGCAAAGUGUGCGGCACGCAAGUCUGGAUUCUUGCAGCACUCGUAGGACUUGUCGUUCGCUCCGAUAAUUGAUUGGCUAAUCGGUGGUAGUUGGGUGAUCGAUUGCCCUCUGCCGCUAUCUUGGGUUUGGAAAGAUCCUUACCAUCUGCGCCACAGCUAGCUAGAACUGUGCAAAAUUCCAUCCACCGUGAAGCUCCAGAAACUAUCACCCUUGCCCAUCUGCGGUAGUGGUAUAACCUAACAGCUGUUCGUGUACGACUGUUGUAGAAUCGAGGCGGAUAUUUUUUCUAAUUUACGUCCAACCAGUUUCUUUGCACCCAAACCCUCAUAUGUCGAGGUUUGUUUUGAAUUAUUGAAACAGUGAACAUAAAGGCCAUAUGAGCGUUAAGACCGGGUAGCAACAAGUCGCCAAUUUUUGUGAGAGAAAAUUCAAUCAAACAACAUCAAAAUGACCUCAAGGGAACGCGAAACUCAUCUUUACCGAUUGAAGCAAUUCUUUCGCAUCACACGAUCCGGAAGUGUGUCCAGCUCUCGUAAUGAUCUACCCAUCUCCCCGGAGCUGGAGCGUGAACUUCGUCCCGAAACCCCGGUAACGCAGCGCUGCAAGGCGCUGAAGGACUUUGGCGAGCAGGUAAUGUCGUCGCGACUCGAACCGGACGCCGUCCAGUCCCUGUGGGAGCUGACGAAGGAUUUGCUCGUCGGUAACAAGUUGAUGGAGCAGCGCCAGUGUGCCCUGGCCUUCUACUGCAAGCUGAUCCAGGGCCAGUACGAUAGCCUCGGGUUAAUGCGAGCCCAGUUCUAUCGGGUGAUCGUGAGUCACAGCGAACCGGAGGACAUCGGGUACCGGUUGGAGAUGCUCAAGCAGCUGACCGACACGGGCAAGCAAAUUCAAAACUUUGAGAAGGAAAUUGGCCCGUUUCUGCUAGAAUGGAUCAAACCGAUCGACGAAGCGGGACUGAUCGAUCCGCUGCUGGAGCUGAUCGUGAACUUGAUCAAGUACAACGCGGCCAGCCUCGAGCCGAAGUUUCUCGUCGGCGUCGUGUCGUACAUCUUUGACAUGACGUGCAAAAAGCAGGAGACGUCCACGAUUCUGCUUUGCCUGUCGGUGCUGGAUUGCUUCAUCUGUUACGCGAUCAUACCGAACGAAUCGCUCACGCUCUUCAUCAUCAUCCUGUGCCGCAUGGUGAACCAGGAGGCGUACUGUCAGCACUCGUGGAAGAUUAUGAAAAACCUCUUCGGAACGGCUCUCGGUCAUGCGACGCUGCUCACCAUGUGCAAUAUACUGAACAAUCCGGCCUUCCAUCAGGACGAUGCGCUGCUCCGCGGGGCCAUCUUUCACACGAACGUGGGCCUGUGGGGUGUUGGCGGGUGUGUCGUACCGAUAUUGAACUGUUCGCCUUCCCUUGUGCUGACCAGCUUUUGGAAUGCUCUGAAAAGCCGCCACGUGGUCGUAACGUACGAGGUCAUUUUGAGCAUGAACCGGUUGAUUCAAAAAUCCGGCACCGAGCUGAAUGAACCGACAUGGGACAUUAUCUGCGACAUCAUGACAGAGAUCUCGCAUAACCUGGCCAUCCAUCGACUACCGGCCGAGCAUACCGUUCUGACGCACUUUCACGAUACGCUCAACAUCAUGGAGGGCAUUCUGCAGCAGGGGGCAAUGAACGCGGACCCGGAGAAAAUUUACGCCCUGAUCGAGAAGGUGUCCGCCGAGCGUCCGGAGGCGUCCGUGAAGCGGCUGAUCGAUUAUAAGGCAAGUAAAAUAUCGGCCACCCGGUCCGAGUGGCUACGACAGCUGUGUCAGUUCAUGGAUCGGUUCUAUCGGAUGAAGAACAGUAACGUGCGCAUCUACGCCGUGCAGGCCCUCGAGCGCAUUAUGGCCGCCAAUCGGGCCGCGUACGAAGACGAGAUCCUGGAGCGCAUCGUGAUCGUGCAUCUCGGUAGUGUGCCGCUGGAGAAGGACGCCGAGGUUCGGAAAGCGGUCGCCCGCACCCUGAUCGAGUUCACGAUACACUGCGAGACGAAGCGCUGCAUCGAGCUGCUCGAGAUCAUUGAGAAGCUGCUGCACCGGCCGUACGAAGAGAACCACGAGGUGCGCACAGAGCACGAGGUGGAAGAUGUGAUACUGUUAGUGGACGGACUGAUUCGGUUGUUCAUCGUCAAGCUAUACCGGUUGCCGUCGCUGCACGCGAUCCGGGUGUAUAGUAUGCUGAUCGGGCUGCUGGAGCUACACUAUCAGAAACCGAACGUGCUGGCCAAUGUGAGCACCAUCCGGUACCGGAUAUUCGCCUGGAUGAUGAAGGCACGGGCGAACGGGUCGUUCCACAUCGGCUAUCCGGACCCGGAGGACGAUAAUCGGGUGCGCUUCUCGCACUAUCUCGGUAUCGAGGGCCCGUACCAGCACCAGAGCCUGCAGCCGCAGCCGUACCUGUCGAGCCAGUCGUCUAGCCAGCUCAAUCUCACCGAUCAGCCGGGUGGGGGAGCGGAGCGCUCCUCGCUGGAUCGCAUUCCGGCGACGAACCUGACGACGAUCUCGAUCAAGCGCGGCUGCCAGGUGAUCGUGCUGUGCCUAAAGGAAGAAAAAGACUGGGAAGUGAUACAGCUCGUGCUGACCGAGCUGCCGAACGUGAUGCAGAAUAAGGCGCUGAUCCAGGGCAAUGACGUGGACUCGCUCGCCCGCACCCUAUACCGGAUGUACACCGAUCGGAUGCAGCUGGAGAAGCUGCAGGUGCCGGCAAAUAUGCUACCGAAGGUGUCCGACUACAUGGAACUGAUUUUGCCGGCCCUUUCGAGUCUCGCGAUGUACCACCAGCAUCUGGACUUUAACACGCAGAAGAACAUCAUCGAGGCGCUGAAGUUGGGGUUGAUCUCGAGACGGGCGCAGGACUGCAUCCGGACCCUCACGAUUCUGCUGCUCGAAAUGCCCGAACAGCUGAUGCCGAAGAUGGCUGAUCUGCUGCUCGAGCAGAGCAAGAUGACCAGCACGAAAACGGUCGCGUUGCCCGUGCUCGAAUUCCUUUCGACGCUGAUCCUCGUGCCGAGCUUCCGGUUUGGGAACUUUAACACGCGCACGUACAUGUGCGUGCUGGCGAUGUCGCUGCCGUACACGAACCCGUUCCGGUACGAUCACUACACGGUGUCGCUGGCGCACUACGUUGUGGCCGCAUGGUUUAUCAAGUGCAAGCUACCGAUGCGCCACCAGCUGGUGAAGUUCAUCGUGCAGGGGCUCGAGUCGUACGUGAAGGUUCCGUUUCAGGAUGGGUCGCGUUCGUUUUCGCAGGCCAACGAAGAUUCGUCGGAGCGCAAGCGCAGCUCCAGCCUGACGGAGCAAAGCUCUCGGCGGCGUGAUCGCAUCCAGGCGCAGCAGCAGCAGCAACAGCAAGCACAAGCGCAGGCCCAGCAGCAAUCGCAAGGCCAACAAAAAUCCCAGCAGCAGCACCAGCUCUCGAACACACCCGGCGGACAGUUGCUACAGCAGCAAGGGCAGCAGCAGGCCGGACCAAAGGGUACCGGUGUGUCGGGAGUUUCCGUGUCGAGCUCGUCCUCCACGCAGCGCGUUUAUCCGGUGUCCGGUCUCAACGACGAUAUGUGCAAGUUUCACUGCGAACUCGCGGAAACGUGCGUCGACUUUAUGGUGCGUCACACGUUCUCGCCCUGCUCCGGCAUCUCAAAGCGGCUCCCGUCGGCCGAGUUUCUGCUGUCCGGCGGCCAAUCGAUGACGUGGCUCGUCGGACACGAUCUGAUCACCAUCACGACGAGCGGCUGCUCGGGCGUUAACUUCCGCAAUGGGCUGUGCGAUCGGUGCCAUCAGUACUGUGUGGCCGCGGGCGUAACCUCCGCCACCGCCGGCCACGAUGCCAAACUGCACCAGCACCAGCAGCAGCAGCAUCACCCAGCACCACCACCACCAUCUUCCCUACACCAAUCCCAUCCAAUGCUCUCGAAGUCGAACAGUAGCGCGAGCACGACAACGACCACCAUCGGUGGGCAGCCGCUGUCGCCUGAACCACCCAGCAGCAGCAGUGCCUCGUCCGGCAAGGAUUCCGGUCUCUCCGGGAUCGGUGCGACCACCCACCACCAUCUGGCGGCGGCAUCCAUGGCGACGGACCACACCGACGGUAAACUUCCGGCCGUCGAAAACGGUGGAACGGUCGCGGCGCUUUCCACGGCGACGUCGAAUAAAAGGUAUACCAAAGCCAGUUUGCAACACAGUAGUGCAAACGAAUCUGACAGUACGGAUCUGACCACCUCGAGUUCGACCUCAUCGUCGACGGCAGCGACACCGUUCCCGGCUGGUCCGCACUCCGCCCACUCCGCGGGGCCCAUGUCGGCCGGUGCCGGAGGUUCGGCUUCGACUGUCGGUUCGUCCACCGGUGGCAAUCGGUUCUUCCGCCAGGGAUCACAGGAGGGCUACUCGUCCGGAUCGCUGGAGGCUUUGUCGCGCCGCGGUAGCAAUCCCGACUCCGUCGACCAUGGAGGGCCACCAGGCGCUGCAGGAGGUGCUGGGGGUGGUGAGUUGCUGCGGACAAGCUCGCUGGUGGCCCCAAGGGGACCACCGGGUCUGAUGGCGACGAUCGGCAAUCGGUUGAUACUGCCGCAGCAACUGGGCGGCUCGAUGACGGCCGGUGGCUCCUCGUCCUCGUCGGGCAUCGGGUUCGAUAGACCCGUGCAGCCGUGUGCCUGCGUUUGUACCGGCUGGGCGGAGGUGAGUGUGCGCCGACCGACGGGGUACACCUCGUGGAUUACGCGCAUCCAGAGCCAGGUUUCGCACGACAUCCUCGGUGGCGAUGUAGCGCUCCAGGACCUCACGUGUCUGUUUUCGCCCAGCGUCGGUGGUGGCAUGAUCGGAUCCGAGUUUUCCACCUACAGUGGGGCCAGCGUUCCGCACGGAUAUGGAGCCGCUGGCGACUCACUGACUCCAUUCGGUAGUAACGCGGACAUUCCCGCGACCAUGACGGAUCGCUUCGCCCAUUCGGACGCGCCCAAUGCAGGCAGUGUCGACCAGAUGAAUCCACCCUCGAAUGUCGCGUCACCUCCAGUGUCUGCCUCCGCCAUCGGUGCGGUCGGUUCCCGCGCAAAGGUUUCCAUCUCGGACGACGUGUUUGAGCUGACGAAGAAGAGUGACCCGAAGAAGAAACACUCGGUAGAGGAAGAGCACGAGCAGAGUGAGGAUGAGGAGCUGAAGAACGUGCUUCAGGCGGGUGAAAGUGGGUCGCUUAGUGGCGGUGGAUCUGGGCCGAUCAAUAUUCCACGCAACAAGCAUCCGGCGGCCGUGUCCGAUGACGAUGAUGAUGGCGAUGAGGAUGAUGAUGAUGACGACGAUGAUGAUGACGAUGGUGAGGACGACAGUGACGACGAAAGGCGUGAGUCGUCGGGUCGGGGACGGUACGACGACCACCACGAGGGUGUGGUGUUCGAUGAUCCGGAGGGACGUUCGAUGCGUAAAACGGUGCGUCGGGUUAACUCGAGUCCCGAGAUGGGGUCCAAGUGGAAUAGCAAGUAUCUGAGCAAAGCGGCCGCAAAGGCGGACAUUUCGGGACCACCGUUGACGAUGGUUGACGCUGGCGCCGGUGGUGGUGGUGGUGGCGGUGGUGUGGGAACGAAUGAAACAUUCACAAACACGACGGUAAACGCGCCCGUCCAACCGGAAGGCUCAAUGGUGGAGAAGAAAAAAUCGUCCACUUACGGCAAGGGCGUCAGUUGUGAGGCCAUUCCGGAGGAAAUUGCCGGAUCUACGCCACCUCCACCGAGUAUGUUGCGUACCCUUGGAGCCGCGCCCACGGUGGACCCGAUACUGUCAACAGUGGCACCCACGGUGCGGGGUACGAUGGCCGCGAAACAUCAGGCCGAGUUCAGUGCGGCCAAGUCGGCAAUCACCACUUCGCUGCCGGAGACGAACACCCUCGAGCCGCCGGCCGGUGGCCUAGCACCGAGGAAACAACAUUCGGCCGACGAUGCAAUGGCGCCCGGCACCAACCAAAGCCGCUCCACCCUGCUAGAUGGAGGUGCCUCGAACGAGACAAUAAACCUUCCACCGGGCACCGGUGCGGCGUCGAUGGUUCCGGCCGCCAACACGAUCGCUCCGAUCGCCCUGCAUCCGAUCACGCAAACGUCGUCCGCGUCAGCCCUCAGCCUAAAGCUGCCGAUGGAGAAGGUUACGAGCAAACCGCCACAGUCACCGGUACCGCUGUCGCCGCGACUUCUCGCCCGAAACACCGCCAACCUGAAGCAGUCCAACUCGGGCACCGCCUCUCCAUCGUUCCCGUCGAUGAUGGCGGGAGGUGGGAUCGGAGGUGGCACAGGUAUUGGGGGCGCCGGAAGCAACGAUAACGACGUUCCGCGUGGCCGCUCGAAGACCAUUUCGACCGUGCGCGAGCACUACUCGCGCGAUGGCUCCAAGUGGAGUGCCUCGAACGUGGCGCGGAUGCGUAAUGAACCCCUCAGCCGGACGGUGGUCAGUCCGAGCUUCGUGUUUCUACAGCUCUACCAUCACGGGCAGUUCGGUCCGGAGCGCCCGGUGCUGAUGGACAAGGAUCCGGAGAAGGCGAUCGCGCUGCUCGAUCUGAUACCGCCGUUCGAGAUGCACAAGAUCGGCGUGCUGUACGUCGGGCCGGGUCAGGCGGGCAACGAGACGGAGAUACUGAAGAACCGGUACGGUAGCCUGCGGUACGCGGAGUUCCUCAGCAGCCUCGGUACGCUGGUCGCGAUCAAGGAUGCCAAAGAGAAGAACAUCUUCAUCGAUCUCGAGAGCAACGGGAAGGACGGUGCGUUCACGUACAUCUACCAGGACGACAUCGUGCAGAUCACGUUCCACGUGGCGACCCUGAUGCCUAACAAGAAGCAGGAUCCGCACUGCAACGAGAAGAAGAAGCACAUCGGGAACGAUUUCGUCACGAUCGUGUACAACGAGAGCGGCGAGCAUUACGAUCUGAAAACGAUCAAGGGUCAGUACAAUUACGCCUGCGUAGUGGUGGAACCGAUCGAGCUUAACAGCAAUCGCGUUUUCGUACGAUCGAAGGAUGACAUCUCGCAGCACGUGACGCGGGAGACGAAGAUCGUGUCCGACCAUACGGCGCCAUUGCUCGCCCGCCAGAUGGCACUACAUGCUAAUUUAGCCUCGCUGGUGGCACAAUCGUUGAAGACUAAAAACUCGAGCCCGUACGCCUCGAACUGGCUGGAGCGGUUGCGCAAAAUUAAAAACAUCCGCUCCCGGUACGGUCAGCAGUUGCUGGAGCAGGAGCAGCAGAAGCAGCAACUGCAACAGCAGCAGCAACUGCAGCAGGGUGGCUCGGCGAACGAUCUCAGCUCGACCGCCAGCACCUUGGGCGGAGGCAUCAUGUACCGCGUCGAUGACUUCUCCAAGUACACCGUCUGAGUUCGGUUCGUGUUUGUCCCACUACGAACAUCAUAUUAAGAUCAGGGAUGGUCUCAGAAGCGUUCGUGAGAAUGCAAAGGGUCGAACGCAGACCGCAAGCAGCAAGGCGGGGGACCGUUCCUUGGGCAUUGUUAUAUCUAUAUCAAUUUUUAUUGCUCUUUUGUCUAACCAUUUUCCGUAGCCUUCAUUGCACCACGCGAAUAAUGAAGCUCUAUAAUGAGCCUGUGAUGGUCAGUAACGAACGUUGAAGUAGCAUCUUCUUCCUAAAAAGAAUCCCCACUAGCCAUCGCCGUCGUUCGCACACACCUGUUGAGUUCUGCUCGUCAUGGGUCAAUGAGCCAACAUGUGCAUUCGUGUACUAAUUGGCAUUUUUGAACUUCCCUUCCCAACACUUUAACCUUAGCCGGGGAGAAAUCCUAAGCGAAAAGUUCUUCUUCAUGGAUAUUAUCCAGUGUUGGGCAGCGAGAAAGGCAGAGUGAGCGAGAGAGGGUGUGAGACAAGUUUAAUUCCAAAUCCGUACUAAUACCGAGCGAGGUUCCUCCGUGUGGACAACUUGGAAGUAGCAGCUAAAGGCACAUCGAAUUCCGCAAGGAAGCAGACUUGCUCGUUGCCAACAUUGUGUAUGAUUGUUAACUCCGCCAGCAGAACGAAACGAAACAAAAGGAAGACAUUUUGCUACAACUGAUGACGCAAUAUCAAUAAUGGUUUGCAUACUUGUUAUCGUACAAAUAAAACUGAAGAUACCA